Molecule: messenger RNA, 1834 nt
Organism: Jaminaea rosea
Lineage: Eukaryota; Fungi; Basidiomycota; Exobasidiomycetes; Microstromatales
Product: monooxygenase
Exons: 4
Coding region: 251-1747 (498 amino acids)
Molecular function (GO): NADP binding; flavin adenine dinucleotide binding; N,N-dimethylaniline monooxygenase activity
Source: RefSeq, a predicted model, not a curated record
CGCAUGGAUCGACUGACUAAAGACGGGAAGCUGGGAGGAGGAAGAGCCAGGAGAGGAGGCAAAGCCGACGUUGCUGCUUCUACCCCACACUUCCUUGGUUGCAUCUUGAAUCAUCUUUCUUGCCUCUCAAAAGGACUGUCUUCGUCGUCACGUCCCUUUCUCCCUUCGUCCUCAUCUUCAUCUAGAUUAAUCGCAGGUCGCCUCAUCGUCAUCCACGUCUAGACCUUCUUUCAUCCACAGCAUCGCGACUAUGCAGACUCAAACGGACGUUGACGUACUCGUCAUUGGAGCGGGCAUCAGCGGUAUUAAUGCCGGCUACCGCCUCCAGACGGAGACCAAGUUCAACUACCAGAUCUUCGAGGCCAGGCACGACCUCGGUGGGACGUGGAGCAUGUUCCAGUACCCUGGCCUGCGAUCUGAUUCAGACAUGUUCACCAUGGGCUUCCCAUUCCGCCCUUGGACAGCCAACAAGGCCAUCGCGGAUGGAGCUGACAUCUACGACUACGUCCGCGAGACAGCCGAGGAGUAUGGCAUCGACAAGAAGAUCACGUACAACCGCGAGGUCCACUCGACUGAGUGGUCCUCCACUGAGCGCCAAUGGAAGGUGACCUCGCUGGACAAGACGACGGGCAACACCAAGACUACGACUUGCAAAUUCGUCCUCUUCUGCAGCGGGUACUACGACUAUCAGGGCGGCUACCAGCCAGAGGUGCCCGGUAUGAGGGAUUUCAAGGGCAAGUGGAUUCACCCGCAGGCCUGGCCCAAGGACUACGACUACACGGGCAAGAAGAUGGUCGUCAUUGGAUCCGGCGCCACAGCGGUCACCCUCCUUCCCAACCUGGCAAAGAAGGCCAAGCACGUCACCCUCCUGCAGCGCUCCCCGACCUACAUGGUCAGCCUGCCCAACGCGAACAGCCAGAGUCUCCUCGCGCGUCUCGUCCCCACGAUGCUCUACUUUGCCAUCCUUCGCUUCUUCCUCGCCCUCCGUAACUACGUCUUCUACUGGGUUUGCCAGGGCUUCCCGCGUAUCUCCCGCUACGUGAUGCUCUCCCUCACCAAGCGCCAACUCCCCAGCCGAAUCAGCAUCGACCCGCAUUUCAGCCCCAACUACAAGCCCUGGGACCAGCGUGUCUGCCUGGUACCGGAUGGAGACAUGUUCAAGGCCCUCAGGGAGGGCAACGCGGAUAUCGCCACUGGCAAGAUCGACACGGUCACGCCGAACGGGCUGCGCCUGGAAGACGGGCAGGAGAUCGAAGCCGACUGCAUCGUGUGCGCCACAGGCUUGAACCUCAAGCUCUUCGGCGGAGCAAGCCUCAUCGUCGACGGAGAGAAGGUCGACACGAACAAGCGCUGGGUCUUCCGUGGGCAGAUGCUCUCCGGCGUGCCUAACGCUUCCCUUUGCUUUGGCUACACCAACGCUUCGUGGACUCUCGGAUCGGACGUAUGCGUACUCUACGCCACGCGUCUGCUCAACGAGAUGGACAAGCGCAACAUCUCGCACUUUGCGCCUCGAGGUCCUCCGGGCAAGAGUAUCGAGAAGUCGGAGCCUAUGAGCCCGCUCCAGUCCGGGUACUUCUUGAGGGCAAAGAAUGUGCUGCCCAGGAGCGCCGGGACGAACUACAAGGGUGGUGUGUGGGCCAUGAGGAGCAACUGGUUCUUUGACUGGCUGCAGGCACGUUAUGGCGGUGCCUUUGACCACAUGGACGUCUUCUACGCGCCCAAGGCCGAAGCAAAGAAGGUGCAAUGAGCAGCUUCCAGUCUUCAGCUUGCCUUCCUCUUCUUCGCUUUCCCACACCUCAUCGACUCAGAUUCGUCUCGCGUUCCCUUCUGCCUU